AUGACUUUAAUAAUUAAUAAAAUUUUAAUUAUUUUCUUAAUUUCUUUAAAAUUUUUAUUAAUAAAUACAGCCCCAAUUAAUUCUGUUUCUAUUUCUUAUAAUGUUUUGGAAUCUAAAAAGGGAAGUAGUAAUGUCCAAAUUGUGAUUAAAAAUAAUGGACAAACCCCAAUAUGUUCUGUUAAAUUCUUUCUUUCUUUGCCACAUGGGUCAGUAACUCAAUCAAACAGAAGUGUCCGUUUACGCGGAGACAAUAAAUACAGAACUCCCAAAGGUGUUAUAAUCCAGCCUGGAAGUUCCUUCGACGAUGCAGGUCUAAUAAUUAAAGGAAAUGGGAUGCCUACUUUGUAUAUUCUAAAUGUUACUGAAUGUAAUUCAAAUAAUAACAAUUAUGAUGAUGAUGAUUGUAGUACAACAACUACAGAGUCCUCAGAUAAAAAUAAAGGAAACGGAAAAAUAAAAACUACAACAGAAAUAAACUCAAAUAAUAAUGAAGUAACAAAAUCUAAUGAUAAAGGGAAAGGCAACGAUGACGAAAUUAAAACUUCAACCAAAUCUUCAGGAAAUGGGGGAAAUAAUAAUAAAGAUACAACAGAUUCUCCUAUUCCUGGAGGAAAAACAUUAACUGUCGAUCCAGACAGAGCUGUCGCAAAAAAUAUGUGUCUUAGUGAAGAGAAUGCUUCUGGAGUAGUUGACUCUUAUUUGGAUACACCUAGGGAUGGAAUAUUUACUUUUUAUGGUGUUGGGGGAGAGGGGGCGUGUGGAAUUGACACUUCUAGUGCUUCUAUUCCAGGAAUGUCUGCAGCAGCUUCUUAUGUACUUUUCGACGCUAAUGCCAAAUGGAUUCCAUCUUGUUUUGAAGACAAACAUGUAGUCAGAAAUGAUAAAAUUUGCAUAAAUAAAUGUGUAAAAAUUGAAUACAAAGGCAAAACCUUAACAGUUCCAAUAAAUAAUGAAUGCCCUGAAUGCCCAGUUAAUCAUGUUGAUUUGUCUAGAAAGGCAUUUGAUUGGUUAGAACCCUUAGACGGGGUUGUUGGAAGAGCAACAAGUUCUACUAUUAUUUUUUUACUUUUUAAAAAAAUAUUUUUAGAUGCUACAAUAACAUACAUAAAAUGUUGA
Meloidogyne enterolobii is the source of this 1116-nucleotide messenger RNA. The record is from the annotation of a GenBank genome assembly. Lineage: Eukaryota; Metazoa; Nematoda; Chromadorea; Rhabditida; Meloidogynidae.